Triticum aestivum (bread wheat) is the source of this 1053-nucleotide messenger RNA. RefSeq lists its product as uncharacterized. The transcript has a single exon. The record is from RefSeq and is a predicted model, not a curated record. The coding region runs from base 533 to 919 and encodes 128 amino acids. Lineage: Eukaryota; Viridiplantae; Streptophyta; Magnoliopsida; Poales; Poaceae.
GGUGAGAGAAUCACCUGUAGCUAAAACACCUUGCGCUCCUUGUACUACACACCACACGCGCAGAUGUGAUAGUUCUGAUCGUGCGCGAGAGACAAAUAUUGAUACUACAGCCGUGUGGUGGAGACUAGGCGGAAGCUACAAAUGGCAGUGUCAUUUUCCAAUCAAGCACAAAGUGUCUGAUUAUAUCCAUGCAUUGUAAAGUGGAGUUAAAUUAGGCCGCCAAAUGCAAGCAAAACGUCGGGUCAGCAUAAAUCCAACCAUCUUCCCUGUCAUCUCCCUUCCCUUCCCUUGCCCCCGAAGCUGCCUGCAGCCAGCGCCGCCAACCCCUCCUCCUUGCUCCAGCCGCCGCCGCUCCUCCCCUAUAAACUCUCCGCUUCGCCGCAUCCCUCCUCAGAUCACAAUCCGCUGCCGCCACUACUCAUCCUCCUCACGCACGCGCUUAAUCUUUCUUGCUUCCAUCAAGAGACCCACAGCACAGAGAGCGGAGCAGAGUUAGCCAGCCGGCCAGCCAAGAACCCGCCUGUCAGCGCCCAUGUCCUCACAGGUAGCGGCGCUGGGGACGACGGGGGGAAAUACGAUGGCGACGACGGCGUGGUCGUACGUGGAGUACAUGGCGCGGUGGGAGCGCCAGGUGGAGCGGCGGCAGCUGUUCCUCCGGAGCUACCACUUCUCCCGCGACGCCGAGGUCACGCCGCGCGGGCGCGCGCGCCGCGUCGUCUGGGCCGGGGCGCGACGCCUGCGCCGGGCCGCCGCCAAGGGGCUCCGACGCCUCCGGGCGCGCAUCCGCCUCUGCUUCGGCUGGGCCGCGCCUGCGCUCCGCCGGCGCUCCUCCCCACGCCGGGCCGGCCACGGGUUCCGCUACGGCCGCAUCCCCCGGGCCACGAAGGCCCCCAACGCGGCGUCCGUCUGCUUUUGGUAGCCAGGUCGCGUGGAGCUAGAAUAGGGGGGGAAAAUUCCAACGCGCACAUGUUAUCUUCUACUACUAGUAUGUCCGACAUUGGGACGUUGUAAAAAUCACCGAUGAUAGGAAUGAGAUUAUCACUUGCUCCGGCA